UAGAAGUCCCCGGUCGACAUAAUUCAAAACGGCGGUGUUUCCCCCGAUCACUCGACUCUCAUCUGCCCUACGAGAAUCCAUUCUCUUUCUCGCACCAUCUCGGCAGAUCUUCCAGUCACAGUCACUCCUUUUCAAUUUGGUUUUUUAAUUCACCACACUCCUUAAUAAUUUAAUACUAGUCUAACUCGGUCGACUGCGUCAUUCUCUGGCUCGACCCGACCGCAACUUAAUAGUGCCAAUAUUCGUACGUGCGUCGAAAGAUCGGCGCCCAUCCGUUGACUUCCUGGCGAACUCGGAAUAUCCCGUCACUCUUUCUAGACGCCUCGACCGCCCGUUUUCCCACUUGACAGGCCACCGACCGAUCAGUCGAGAUGGCCUCUUCCGGUUAUGCACCCGACAACACCUACUUUGUCGAGUCGGACGAGCCCAUCCAGCGUAUGAAUAUGCGUGAUGCUGCCAAGAUGAUUGCCCGGAACAAGCAGGAGAUGAUCGCCAAUGAGCUCUCGAGGCUGGCCUGUGACGAGUAUCUGGAGGACAUCAUGCAGCACAUGCGUCACAUGGAGGACGAAACAUUACCGGACGCCAAUCUAAUCGACAUGCAGCGUGAGAUCCAAUGGUUUAUGCGGCCGUAUCUCAUCGAUUUCCUGAUCGAGGCCCACGCGGCUUUCUCCCUCCUGCCCGAGACACUCUUCCUGACGGUCAAUCUUCUGGACCGGUACUGUUCAAAACGAGUGGUGUAUAAGCAGCACUACCAGCUGGUCGGCUGUGCUGCGCUCCUCAUCGCUGCCAAGUACGGGGACAAGAAGGAGCGAGUGCCCCAGAUCAACGAGCUGAACAACAUGUGCUGUGGACUGUACGAUGCAGGCAUGUUCACGCAGAUGGAGAUGCACGUUCUCAACACGCUGGAUUGGAAUAUUGGACAUCCGACCGUCGACUUCUUCACGCAAUUGGUUGUGGCUGAGGAGCGGGACAGCAGGGAGGUGGAGCACAUGGCCGCGUAUAUUUGCGAGAUUGCCCUCUAUCACCGAGACUUUGUAUCAACAAAGCCGUCGGUCAUGGCAAGGGCUUCGCUCGCACUCGCCCGCGCAAUUCUUGGCAAACCCGAGGUUAAUGACGGCGAGUGGGAUCACGUUGACAAUGUGACACUGCUUACGCUUUCUCAACACCUUCACCAGCCGUCGGUCACUCUGGCCAGGAAAUACUCGAGUCACUACUACUCGAAGGUAUCCAGCAAGCUCGCCGACUUCCUCGCUCAACAGGCUGCCAUUGCACGGCGAGGGGUUCCACCAUCGCCCCCUUCGGAACCCGCCCACUCGGGGAAGCCGUCUGAUGUGUACAGCACUCCGCAUAAGGGACUGGGUGCCGUUCCCGGGGUUGCUGACGGAUACAUGACGCCUCCCAUUACUCCCGAUGGCACUUGCUUCGGCCACAAUCCGGCAAUGAUUAAGGAUUACCAAGUCCCGCCCCGGCGCCCGGUUACACCGACCCCUCAGCCGAGUCAUGCGUCGUCAUACCAGCAGGUACAGCCUCAAGCACAACAUAUGGCAGGAUCGUCGUAUUUUGACGGUACCACCUCCCAGAUGUCGUACUGAGAGGAGGCGCCGGCAAAUUCGAGCGGCUCGCUUUGAGGCCGAGUCGACGACGUAAUUCGGUUACUAGCCUUAUAUAAUAUAAGGGCUGGUAACCGUCGGCGACGGCGCCUUGUUUUAUUUCUAUUGCUCUUUUUCUCUCUAUUUCCGGGGGCAUUUCGAGAUAUACCACUUUGGAAGACAAAAGAUUGCAUGCAUCUGGCUCUUUCUUUGUACGAAAACAUUAGCGACAUGGCAUCA
Canariomyces notabilis is the source of this 1829-nucleotide messenger RNA. RefSeq lists its product as uncharacterized. The record is from RefSeq and is a predicted model, not a curated record. The transcript has 2 exons. Bases 372 to 1592 code for a protein of 406 amino acids. Gene Ontology annotation, biological process: mitotic cell cycle phase transition; regulation of cyclin-dependent protein serine/threonine kinase activity. Lineage: Eukaryota; Fungi; Ascomycota; Sordariomycetes; Sordariales; Chaetomiaceae. Gene Ontology annotation, molecular function: cyclin-dependent protein serine/threonine kinase regulator activity. Gene Ontology annotation, cellular component: cyclin-dependent protein kinase holoenzyme complex; nucleus; spindle pole body.